UGUCUUAGUUUUCUUUUAGUUUAGUUAUUUUUUUGUUCAUUAUUAAUUUCCCGCCACUUCGUCGACUUAGCAGAUUCUUUGCUGUCAUCGUAACAACUUAGAAACUGACCUGGAUUAAGUCGUCGCUUUUACUUCCUCCCUUCGUUACUUAUAGUGAGUACCUGGAUUUGUAUUUAUGGAAUUGUGGAGAUACCAACAUCAAUGUCUUUGGUAUUACCACCUGAAAACCUGACUAAAAUUCUGGUCGUUCAGGAAAAGAAGAAGAAAAAAAGGAAAAGGAUAAACUUUUCAUCGAUGCUGCUCCGGUAAAAAAUUUUCAACGUCGGCUAAUAGGCUAGGCUGGUAGUAAGCUUUCUAAUUUCUACAUUGAUUUUUAAAUUUAAUUUUUUUUUUCUUUUGUGAAGUUUAUUAGUAGACAAUUAUGUAGUAAUGGCAUCAUGCUAACUUCUGUCUUCUGUUUCGAACUUAGAUUUACAAGCACCACAUCAUUAUCAUCAUCGCUUGUUGUCAACGCCGCCUUUCCUCGUUUACCACUUCGUUGCCGUCGCCUAUCACAUACUAUAGAAUUCACUCCAUCACCACCAUCACCAGACAGAGGUGACUGCUGCCACCGCGAUCUCCCUUCCUUCCAUACAGAUACUCUCACAACAGUUUCGCUUCUACCACGUUGCUGAAUGUCUACUCUUACUAUUACCAUUACUACAACUACUACUCUCUUCUUAAUCGAAGGUGAGGCAAGCCCUGGAGAUAAUUAAUCUCUCUUACCUUCACGGUUACUAUAUAAUAUUACUACGAGAAAGAGAGAGAGAGAGAGACACACACACACACACACACACACAACCAGACAGACAGACAUACCGGUAUUCAACCGAAGCACCAAGUUUGUCAGGCGUCUUACUACUAGUGUAGUGUUCCACUAGUCCUUUCUAGUGCACCACUAGUAAACCUGCUCAAAAUGGGUCUGUCCGGAGAUGAAGAUGUGGAGCAAAGAUUCUCCAAUUUAUGUCGAGAUCUUAACAUGGACAGAAAUAGCCAGGAGGAGGCGUGGGAAUCUUAUCGUAGGAUUCGCACCUACUUUGUACUUGAGGGGGAACCAUUACAUUGGUUGGCAUGUGCUGCUUACGUAGCUUGCAGACGGAGUGUGGUUCCAACAGUUGGACAAGGGACCAUGGAGGGGAAUUGUGUUUCUCUGACCCGGCUUCUUUCUACAGCUGAUUUUAGCUUGAUUCAUUUCUUCAGCAAAAUGAAGAAAUGGUUGAACAUGGCAAGUUUGCCUCAAGAUUUCAGAGAUAAGAUUGAACGUCUUGAGAGGAACUUUUCAGUAUCUACAGUGACUUUCAAAAAGUACCGGCCAAUAUUCUAUGAUGUUUUCAACAGUGCCUCAGUCCAACCACGGUAUAACCGUAGCAGGAAACAACGUAAAUUGCCCUGUUCUGUGACAGAAUUAUUUUCUUUCUGUUGGACAAUGUUUGUACAGGUCAAAGGCCAUUUUCCAGCAAUCAGUGAUGACCUGGUUAACUCCUAUCAUUUAUUGCUGUGCUGCAUUGAUUGGUGUUAUGCAAAUGCCUUGAUUGCUGGACGUAAAGAUAUUCUCAACCACAGUUUUGCAGGACUUCCUGAGAAUUUUCAUAACAAAGACUGGAAACCUCCAUCUGAAGCUCCGUGUAUCAUAAAACUUCUUUGUGAGAAACACAACGGACUUGUUGUGGAUGCUAAGACAAUUAAAGAACAUCACUGGAAGCCCUAUUUGAAAGAACUUUUCAGGAAACUCCCUUUGAAGCAAAUGUUCAGGGAGCCUAUAUUAAGGGGCAACGAAAGUAACUUAGCUGGUGUGUUGGACACUGGAAACUUUGAAGCUAAUUUCAAAGCAAUCAACCGUGCUUAUGGGGAAUAUGUCUUAAGAGUAGGAGAUUUUGAUGAAACAAUAUUCUUGGAAAAUUACGCCACUGAAGAGAUUGGAACUCCUAGAAAUCAGUCGGAUUUUUCCGAUGGAAUUCCAAUGGAUCGGAGUAUUCACCAACAUUUGGAUGAAACACGAAGUCUUGCACCACCAACCCCUUUGACAGGACGGCGCUAUCUGAAAGAGAAAGAUCCCAACAUCACACCUAUAUCAACUGCUACUCAGAGUGUUAGUCGGUUGCAAGCUCUGUUGUCUGGCCGGAAGACCUCACCAAGUGAUGGCCUUAUAGCAAUAUUUGAUUUUUACCAUUAUUUUAAUUCUCUUGUCAACCAAAAGCCUUCCGACCAUCCUGGAGCACACAGUGACUUUGCACGUAACCGUUUGCAGUUAGCAGAAAGUCUGUAUUUUAAAACUCUAGAAAGUAUUGCUGUGGACGAGAAGAAGAGGUUUUCAGUUAAAGAUGGCAACAAAGAUCUCACAGUUGUUCUGGAACACGAUAUUUUUCAAAGAUCACUAUUUGCUUGUUGUCUUGAAAUUGUGAUAUUUUCUUAUAAUUCUCAAAGGACAUUCCCAUGGAUUGCUGAAAUCUUUGAGUUGAGUCCUUGUCAUUUCUAUCGAGUAAUUGAAAUGGUAAUUAGGGCUGAAGAAGGACUUUCUCGUGAUGUGGUGAAGCAUUUGAAUCUCAUUGAGGAAUCUAUUUUGGAAAGUUAUGCUUGGAAAAGCACAUCUCCUCUUUGGGAUGCUAUUCGAGAGCAGGAAAGCAUACCAACUUGUGAAGAGGUAUCUCUACCUUCUCAGCUUGAAACAAUGACUGCUUCUCCUCCACUUCACCCUGGUAUCCGGAGGUUAGUUGAUGAAGGGAAAAGUACUUAUUAUCAGCAAUCACCAAGUACUUCCAUAAGUGGACGGUUUGGUUCACCUAACCCUGGAACUGCCCGCAGGAAACUUUUCAGCACGGAAACAUCAUCAACGGCACAAGUAACAAAUGUGUUGACGGAGAAUGUGUCAUCGGGUACUGAGGCACAGCAAAUAACAGUAGGUGCCACUGGUACAAAUACUGACCUGACAAAUGCCUCUGUUAAUGCUAUUGUAGCCAGUAACAAUGAGAAUGCUGCCCCAUCUUCGCAAACUCGUAUAAUUACUUUACAACAUGGUCAACAGGUGGUGAUAGUACAGCCAAUUGUUUCUAAUACUACCUCUGUCAGUGUGCCUUCCAAUACAGUUGUGACACCCUCACAACAACAACCACAACAGCCACAACAACAGCAGCAAUUACAGCAGCCACAGAAACAGAAGCCCACUGCAAAACCCAAACGUACAGGAUCUCUUGCCCUUUUCUUUAGGAAGGUAUAUCAUCUUGCUGGUGUACGUCUAAGGGACCUUUGUGAAAAGUUAAAAGUGAAUGAAGAAGAACUACAAAGAAAAAUGUGGACAUGCCUUGAGCAUUGUCUUGUAAAUGAGAUCAGUUUAAUGAAGGAUAGGCAUUUGGAUCAAAUCAUUAUGUGUUCAAUGUAUGUCAUUGCUAAGGUAGCGACAGAUCCACCGCAAACAUUCCAGAAUAUCAUGAGAUGUUAUCGCCUGCAACCUCAAGCUCAAUCUCAUGUUUAUAGAAAUGUACUGCUUUCCACUCGAAGGCGACGAACAUCAGGGAGUAGUGACAGCAGCAGGAAUGGAACAAGUGGUUCUUCUUCCCCUGUUACCACCGAAAGGGAAGAUUCUAAGGAGAAGGAUAAACGAAGGACUGAAGCCUUGAGUAUCCGGUCAUCCAGCACAUUACCGGUUCCACAUCCCAACAGUCAGCCUCCUACUCCAACCAAACUUAUCGGAAUGGGUUCUACGUUAGAAAUGGGGGAAGAAAGAGGUGAUCUCAUCCAGUUCUAUAACCAGGUAUUUGUGAAGAGGAUCAAGGAAUUUGCUUUGAAAUUUUCUGCUAAUCAAUCAAACGAUAAACCUCAUUUAUCACCAUUGCCAGUGGCUAGGUCACAUACGUCUUCACCACGCCGAGUAUCUAAUAAGCACAAUGUCUACAUAUCUCCCCAUAAGACAAACCCUGGGGGAACACCUCAUAGUGGGAAGGUGUACUGUUUCAGCAUGAGUCCUGCCAAAGAUUUACAUGCCAUAAAUGAAAUGAUCAAGAGAGUGCCUGGGAAGCGGUGCCUGGAAAUCGAAGAUGAUAUUUGCCCAUCUCCAGCCAAACGCCCUGAACUUAUGAGACGACUUCAAGAUGUUAACAAGGAUCGACAGAAGGAACAGAAUGGUACUGCAUAAGCAUGUGACACUCACACCCACAUAUAUACACAUUUACACAUUAACAUAAACAGUUAUCCUGCUCUUGUGUUACCAUCUCUCUUCCUUUCUCUCACAUUCUCUGUGUGAGUGCGUGUGCGUGUGUGUGUGUGUGUGUGUGUGUGUGUGUGUGUGUGUGUGUGUGUGUGUAUAUAUAUAUAUAUAUAAUCGUUUUUUAGAAAAACAUAAAUUUGGAGAAGCAUACUCUAAGAAGGAGAACAGUCUAUAUUUAUUAUUGGUGAAGGCCCGUUUAUAGGAUUGCCCUGGGUUUCUUGCCAUUAAGGAUACCUUUAUGACAUGACUUCAGACCCUAAGACUUGUUGGCCUAUGACCUCUUUAAAAUAUGGAGUGGGGAACGAUAUGAAUGUAAACAAGGGGUUUAUGUCCCUUUGUUGCUGGCUCUCGGCUUCUGGCUAUGUCGCCAUCUUUCAGCUAUGAGGGUAAACAGUAGAGGGUUAUCUCUCUCCCAUCAGCAAUCAAUUUCCGGCUGUGGUGCUAUUUUCACAGGCAACAAACACGCACCCAGAAUUAAGACCCUGAACCCAUCGAAGCUGACCUACUGAGCAUCCUGCUGGCGUUUUGGGAACUACAUAGCAGCAAUAGCGAAAAUUAUACCACAGCUGGAAAUUGAUUGCUGAUGGGAGAGAGAGAGAUAACUCUCUAUUGUUUACCCUCAUAUCUGAAAGUUGGUGACAUAGCUGGAAGCCGAUAGCCAGCAGCAAAAUGAGAUAAACCCCUUGUUUACAUCCGUAUCGUUUCCCCCUCCAUAUUUUAAAGAGGUCAUCGGCAAACAGAUCUUGAGGUCUGAAGGUACGCCAUAAAGGUAUCCUCUAUGGUGAGAAACCCAGACUGACCCUGUUAACUGGCUUUCACCUGUAAUAAUAAAAUAAAUAUAUAUAUAUAUUGAGAUGUGUAUUUUUUUUUUGCUCAACCCAGCAUUUCACUUAAGUUUCCACGGAGUAACUGGAGGGUAACUGUUGAAUGUGUGAAUCUAAAAGUGUUUUGAGUUGGUAUGACAAUAUAACAAUAUACAUUGACUCACACACACACACACACACACACACACAUACAAACACGUACAUGUGUGUGCAUUUAAAUUAGGCAUAAAUAAUGGACUUUAUACAUUCAUUUGUG
This is a messenger RNA of Octopus bimaculoides (California two-spot octopus), 5320 nucleotides long. Its product is annotated as retinoblastoma-like protein 1. The record is from RefSeq and is a predicted model, not a curated record. NCBI's taxonomy places the organism in Eukaryota, Metazoa, Mollusca, Cephalopoda, Octopoda, Octopodidae. Gene Ontology annotation, molecular function: RNA polymerase II transcription regulatory region sequence-specific DNA binding. Gene Ontology annotation, cellular component: transcription regulator complex; nucleus; chromatin. Gene Ontology annotation, biological process: negative regulation of G1/S transition of mitotic cell cycle; regulation of transcription by RNA polymerase II; cell differentiation.